This is a messenger RNA of Arabidopsis arenosa, 3149 nucleotides long. Lineage: Eukaryota; Viridiplantae; Streptophyta; Magnoliopsida; Brassicales; Brassicaceae. The record is from the annotation of a GenBank genome assembly.
GUCGUAACAAACCCCUAGGGUUCAUCCUCGACGCUUCCUUGGUUAAUUAGGUCAACAAUUUCGUCGGAUCUGAUGGCGUUGUCGGCUUCCGAUUUGCCGGCGAUGUACACGCUAUUAUCAAAUUCAAUGAGCGGUGACGAGACUGUUCGGCGGCCGGCGGAGGCGGCUCUGUCUCAGUCGGAGAGUAGACCUGGUUUCUGUUCUUGCCUUAUGGAAGUAAUUGCAUCCAAGGAUUUGGUGUCCCAUGUGGACGUUAGAUUGAUGGCCUCAGUGUAUUUCAAGAACAGUAUCAACCGUCAUUGGAAGAACAGACGAAAUUCAUGGAGUAUGAGCAACGAGGAAAAGAGUCAUCUGAGGCAGAAAUUGUUGUCUCACUUGAGAGAAGAGAACUACCAGAUAGCGGAAAUGUUGGCUGUUCUCAUAUCAAAGAUAGCCCGUUUUGAUUAUCCUAGGGAAUGGCCUGACCUCUUUUCGGUACUAGCACAACAGCUUCACUCGGCUGAUGUUCUUGCUUCUCACAGAAUCUUUCUGAUUCUUUUUCGAACUUUUAAGGAAUUAUCCACCAAACGCCUCACUGCGGAUCAGAGAACCUUCGCUGAGAUCUCGUCGCAAUUCUUCGACUUUAGUUGGCACCUUUGGCAAACUGAUGUCCAAACAAUUCUACAUGGCUUUUCAACUAUGGCUCAGAGCUAUGGUUCAAAUAGUGCCGAGCAGCAUCACGAUGAGCUUUUUCUGACUUGUGAGAGGUGGUUUUUAUGUUUGAAAAUAGUGCGCCAACUGAUAAUUUCAGGAUUUCAUAGCGAUGCCAAAUUUAUACAGGAGAUACAACCAGUGAAAGAAGUCUCUCCUGCGCUCUUGAACGCGGUUCAAUCCUUUCUUCCAUAUUAUUCAUCUUUUCAGAAUCGAGAUCCUAAAUUCUGGGAGUUUGUAAAGAAGGCAUGUGUCAAGCUGAUGAAAGUGUUAGGCGCUAUUCAAAGCAGACAUCCUUUUUCGUUUGGAGAUAAAUGUGUUCUUCCAGUUGUAGUGGAUUUCUGCUUAAACAAGAUAACAGACCCCGAACAGUCAUUGUUGCCAUUUGAAGAAUUGUUUAUUCAGUGUAUGGUGAUGGUGAAAUCUGUGCUUGAAUGUAAAGAAUAUAAGCCAAGUCUAACUGGUCGUGUGAUGGAUGACAAUGGAGUUACAUUUGAGCAGAUGAAGAAGAAUGCUUCCAACGCAGUUGGUGGUAUUGUGUCUUCACUUUUACCCAAUGAAAGGAUAGUUCUUUUGUGCAACAUACUAGUGAGAAGGUAUUUUGUUCUAACAGCAAGCCUUGUGCUGAAGCUCUAUAUGGUUUUGUUUGAGAACUACAGCCAACUGCUAGGACCCAUUGUUGUGUCCAUCCUUCAAGAAGCAAUGAAUAAUUGUCCCCCUUCUGUUACUGAAAUAACUCCUGCACUGCUUCUUAAAGAUGCGGCAUAUGCUGCUACUGCAUAUGUCUACUAUGAGCUCUCGAAUUAUCUUAAUUUUAGAGAUUGGUUUAAUGGUGCUCUAUCCCUUGAACUCUCAAAUGACCAUCCAAAUAGGCGUAUCAUCCACCGAAAAGUUGCUAUGAUAUUGGGACAUUGGGUUUCAGAGAUUAAGGAUGACACAAAAAGGGCAGUUUAUUGCUCUUUGAUCAAAUUGUUGCAAGACAAUGACCUCGCUGUCAAGCUGGCAGCUAGUAGGUCAUUAUGCUUACAUGUCGAGGAUGCGAAUUUUUCGGAGCAAAGUUUUCUUGAUCUUCUUCCAAUCUGUUGGGAAUCAUGUUUCAAAAUGGUCGAGGAAGUUCGAGAGUUUGAUUCGAAGGUCCAAGUUUUGAACUUGAUUUCUACUCUUAUUGGCCAUGUUAGUGAAGUCAUUCCGUACGCACAAAAGUUGGUGCAAUUCUUCCAGACGGUUUGGGAGGAAUCUUCUGGUGAAAGCCUUCUACAGAUUCAGCUUCUUGUUGCACUGCGGAAUUUUGUGAUUGCACUUGGUUAUCAGUCUCCCAUUUGCUAUAGCAUACUGCUCCCAAUACUCCAAAAGGGCAUUGACAUAAAUAGCCCUGAUUCACUCAACCUUCUGGAGGAUAGCAUGGCAUUAUGGGAAACCACACUUUCCUAUGCUCCUAUGAUGGUGCCCCAGCUAUUAGCAUGCUUUCCCUAUAUGGUGGAGAUCAUUGAAAGAAGUUUUGAUCAUUUACAGGUUGCUGUCAGUAUCAUGGAAUCGUAUAUCAUUUUGGAUGGAGGAGAAUUUCUAAAUAUGCAUGCUUCAAGUGUUGCAAAAAUUCUUGAUCUUAUCGUUGGAAAUGUAAAUGAUAAGGGGUUACUCUCGAUUCUUCCAGUGAUUGACAUCUUGGUUCAGUGUUUUCCUGUGGAAGUUCCCCCUCUCAUCAGCAGCUGUUUGCAGAAACUGGUGAUUAUUAGCUUAAGUGGAGGAGAUGACCGUGAUCCAUCCAAGACUGCAGUUAAAGCGUCUUCAGCAGCUAUCCUUGCAAGGAUUCUGGUGAUGAACACCACUUACCUGGCCCAGUUAACAUCUGAUUCAUCUCUUUCAGUGUUACUUCAACAGGCAGGGGUCUCAGUCGAAGACAACAUACUCCUUUGCCUCAUUGACAUUUGGCUCGACAAGGUGGACCAUGCGUCUCCCAUGCAAAAAAAGACAUUUGGCUUGGCUCUUUCCAUAAUACUUACACUGAGAAUGCCUCAAGUUCUUGACAAGCUUGAUCAAAUACUAAGUACAUGCACCAGUGUGAUCCUUGGUGAAAACAAAGAUUUAACAGAAGAAGAAUCAAGCGGUGACAUGAGUUCAAGCAGGUCUCAAGGAGAAGAAACCCCGCCAAGCAAAGAGUUACGUAAAAGUCAGAUAAAAGUUUCCGACCCAAUCUACCAGAUGUCACUAGAGAAAUCAACGCGUGAGAACCUUAAGACAUGUUCUACACUUCACGGAGAUGCCUUUAAUUCUGCCAUUAGUAGGAUGCACCCAUCGGCGCUUGCACAAGUGAAGCAAGCCUUAAAGCUGCCGUGAUUAAAUGAUUUUGCCUCUUCAUUGUUUGUUUUCUUAUCACUUAAAGAGCAGCAGUAUUCAAGUGAGUUUCUGAUUCCUUGUUAUUCUCCCUUUUCAGUGUCAUUCAUUAAAAAACCUCAUUGUGU